Molecule: messenger RNA, 4733 nt
Organism: Engraulis encrasicolus (European anchovy)
Lineage: Eukaryota; Metazoa; Chordata; Actinopteri; Clupeiformes; Engraulidae
Gene: dhx33
Product: DEAH (Asp-Glu-Ala-His) box polypeptide 33
Exons: 12
Coding region: 294-2336 (680 amino acids)
Biological process (GO): positive regulation of transcription by RNA polymerase I
Cellular component (GO): nucleolus; intracellular anatomical structure
Molecular function (GO): helicase activity; double-stranded RNA binding; ATP binding
Source: RefSeq, a predicted model, not a curated record
AUCCCAAAAAUUCAAGCUUGCUUGUCACCUGUCGCAACUUCUUCCCUGUCGGUGUUGUUGAAUGAAGUGAAUGGAUUGCUGGGACGGGAGUGUGACGUGUUAUUUCAGCGACGUAAAUGUAAUUUACCACGUGGGUCGCAGAUUCGUCUGAAGGAGUGAGGUAAACAACAGCCGUUCAACACCGUUCUUCGAGGCUUCUUUUGGAUAUCAACUCUUGUGUCUUUUUGCUGGUUAAAUUUCCUCUAAAACUGAAAAGAGACGGGUUCGUUUCUCUCAGUGUUUGUCUCCAGACCAUGCCCUACGACCCCGAUACUCCACCGGCGAAGAGAUUUAAGCCGGGGUCUCAUUUUCCGCGUAUUGACAAGAAGCCUGGAAUGCUGCUACCCAGAAAGGGAAAUACAACUGUACCAAUAGACAUUCAGAGAAAACAUCUGCCAAUAUACCAAGCAAAGUCCCAGCUUAUCAACCAGUUGAGACAACUACACAAUGCUGUACUUAUAGGCGAAACGGGAUCAGGCAAAACAACUCAAAUUCCACAAUACCUUUACGAAGCUGGCAUUGGACGACAAGGCAUCGUUGCCAUCACCCAGCCUCGGCGUGUCGCUGCAAUUUCCCUAGCGGGCAGAGUCGCAGAGGAAAAGAAAACUCAACUUGGAAAGUUGGUGGGGUAUACGGUGCGAUUUGAAGAUGUGACGUCCCCCGAAACCAAACUAAAGUUUAUGACUGAUGGCAUGCUUCUGCGCGAGGCAAUCGGAGACCCUCUCCUCCUGCGGUACACGGUGGUGGUGCUGGAUGAAGCCCACGAGAGGACCGUUCACACCGAUGUGCUUUUCGGCGUGGUGAAAACCGCACAACAGAAGCGCCGUGAGCAGAACAAGCAACCCUUGAAAGUCAUUGUCAUGUCUGCCACAAUGGACGUGGACCUGUUCUCCCACUACUUCAACAAGUCCCCUGUGCUGUACUUGGAGGGUAGGCAGCACCCCAUCCAGAUCUACUACACCAAGCAGCCCCAGUCGGACUACCUCCAAGCAGCGCUGGUCUCCAUAUUCCAGAUCCACCAGGAGGCGCCGCCGUCCCAUGACAUCCUGGUUUUCAUGACGGGGCAGGAGGAGAUCGAGGCUCUGGCCCGCACCUGCCGGGACAUCUCCAAGCACCUCCCGGAGAGCUGCGGGCCCAUGGUGGUCAUCGCUCUCUACGCCUCCCUGCCCCCUGCACAGCAGCUCAGGGUCUUUCAGCCUGCCCCAAAGGGCUGCAGAAAAGUAAUCCUUUCUACUAACAUCGCAGAGACCUCAAUCACAAUAUCUGGGAUCAAGUAUGUUAUUGACACGGGAAUGGUGAAGGCAAAGCGGUACAAUCCAGACAGUGGCCUGGAGGUGCUGGCGGUGCAGCGGGUGUCCAAGGCGCAGGCGUGGCAGAGGGCCGGCCGGGCGGGACGAGAGGACUCCGGCUCCGUCUACCGCCUCUACACCGAGGACGAGUUUGACAACCUGGCCAGCAUGACUGUGCCCGAGAUCCAGAGGUGUAACCUGGCCAGUGUUGUGCUUCAGCUGCUGGCCCUGGGCAUUCCUGAUGUGCUGAAUUUUGAUUUCAUGUCAAAGCCCUCUCCUGAGUCUAUGCGCAUGGCCGUGAGCCAGCUGGAGCUUCUGGGGGCAGUGGAGCGAAAAGACGAGCAGGUCCUGCUCACCCCACUGGGAAAGAAAAUGGCCAGCUUUCCUCUGGAACCCAAAUUUGCCAAGACCAUCCUGCUGUCUCCAGACUUCUCCUGUGCGGAGGAGGUGCUGACCAUCGUGUCCCUGCUGUCAGUGGACUCGGUGCUGUACAACCCGCCUGCUCGACGGGAGGAGGUGCAGGCCGUGCGCAGGAAGUUCAUCUCCAGCGAAGGCGACCACAUCACACUGCUCAACAUCUACAGGGCCUUCAAGAAAGUCAGCGGCAACAAGGAGUGGUGUCGGGAGAACUUUGUCAACAGCAGAAAUAUGGGCCUGGUGUCUGAAGUGCGCGCCCAGCUCAGAGAUAUUUGCAUCAAGCUUGGCCUGAAGCUGGAGUCAUCCCAGUCGGACCUGGGCAACGUGCGGCGGUGCCUGGCCCACGGUCUCUUCACCAACGCGGCGGAGCUGCAGCCCGACGGCACCUACAUAGCCCUGGACACACACCAACCCGUGGGCAUCCACCCGUCCUCCGUCCUCUUCCAGGCCAAGCCAGCCUACGUGGUGUUCAACGAGCUGCUGCACACCUCGCGCUGCUACAUGCGCGACCUGUGCCUGGUGGACGCCGAGUGGCUGCAGGAGGCGGCGCCCGAGUACUUCCGCCGCAAGCUGCGCGCCACCAAGAGCUAGCCACCAGAGGGAGCCACAGCUGCCCAUCCUCUCCACCAUACACUGUGUGUAGUUAUUAGGCAAUAUGGUCGACGUAUUUUGAACAUAUUGUCAAUUUUAUGCGUAUUGUCCAUCUCCAACCUGUAUGAACAUAAAAAACUAUUGGAUUUAAGCGUUCCAGUUAAAUGCACAUUUGUGUAACAUUACAAGAGAGGGUGUGAUCUAAGGAGCCCAACACCCUAUUAGCUAUCCUCUGGGGAAACCGGCCACAAAUAAAGAUCUAAGAAUGUAUGGAAAGUCUAUAAAUAAUUUAAAGACUUCCAGAAGGAUGUGACUGUCUUGAAGUUGCCUGAUAAUCAUGCAUACCUGAUAUAGGGUGUUGGGAUCCUUAGAUCUCACCCCUCUCCUUAUGCCGGGCUUACACUGUGGGAUUUUUAGCCUGAUUUGCCACGAUUUGUCAGUAGCGCGACUUUUUUGGAAUUGGGCUGAUUUCUUGCUCAAUUGGAGGUCAUUUGUGAGUCUCACAUCAUGUAGUGUACAUAGGGUAAAGACAAACAAUUUCACCUCACGACCAGCUUACAAUCUGAAGUCGCAUGGUUGCAAGAAAAUCAAAUCUCUUUGAAAUCCUGGUCACCCCUUGUGAGUGAAUCGCACAGUUGAAGCAAUGCUACGACCCGAAUUGACACUACCCAUGCACAAAAGGCCCAAAUUGUCAGGGCAGCGCAAUUCGCUCUUUAGCGCAUCCUCACCUUCACCUCAGGUGCGUGUUUCCUUUCUGCAUUUUUGUCAUCUGCAGAUCCAGAAAAGAAGCCCGUCUGUCAUACAGUUUGAGCACUCUGGUUGCAUACGACCUUCAGUUUGUAUAGGGUGAGGGCGUGAAUCGUGAGAUGUGAACUUUUAAACCCUACUUUUCUCUCAUACAGUGUGUGUGAGAAGGAGCUGGAUAACGCGAUUGAAAAUAUCGCGCUGUGUAUGGCCGCCUUUGCACAAAUCUGCAUUACAGUGGAAUCCUCAAAUCUAAGAGGUUGUUAUUUUCAUACAGGUUGGAGUUAGGAAAGCGUAAAAUGGACAAUAUCUGUUUGCCUAAUAAAUCUACAUACAGUGUAUUAUUUUAGCUGGCCUGUGCACAUUAGACAUGACUCUGCGUUUCACACGUUUAACCUCAGCAAGAUAUUGUGCUCCACUUUUUUGCAAGUAACACGAAUUGCAGAGGAAAUGUACAUACAACACACUUUCAACUAAAGCAUGAUGGUUUUCUUCAGUGGAAAAAAAAUCAAUGCAAAUCACUGCAAUGGAAAAUUAUAUCAACCAAUGGACAGUUACAUUUUCCUCCCCAGAAGGUUGCGUAUUGUGUCAGAUGUUAACUCUCUUAAACAGUUAUCUCGCUGGGACAGGAAGUUUUGCCAACACUGGUUUGGCAAUAAAGGUUUACAUGCUCCAAAAUACCAGUAAUAAUAACUAUAAAAAUGGCCUUGAAAUUUUGAAGAACUUCGGCAGGGGUGUUCUCUCAGCUGUUGGACUUGGGAAGCCAUCUUCUUCUGUUUUUGCAAUGACCAGUAUUUUAGCUUUUACCUAUGAACUACACCUCUCACUCCUCAAAGGACCUCCUGUUAUCACACCAGAGCCUUCAUACUGAAGGAUUCAUUUUGUUUUUCUUUUGUUUCCAAGCGCACGAUGAAUGAGAAAUUCUAUCUUCUACUCUGGAAUGUUAGAUGUUUAGCAUCAUCGUAGUCAUACAAAUGCAUGUGACUGAGCUUUAGACAGAAGGUGUUGAGCACCAUGAUACGUUCUUCUCACAGGACCUGUACAUAAAUAUGCUAUGCAUGUACAAAAAAAAUGGCCACUCAGGUUUUUGAUACAUUCCGUUGAAUGUAUCAUAACUUAUGGUUUGACUAUAAAGCUUUGUAAACCUACAGUUAGAUUAGUAAACAUGAGCUGUACAUUUUAGAUUCGUUUUUAAAUUUUUGAGGCAGUCUUAUUCUGUACCACCAUUUUACCACCCUUGGUCUCAGCCAUAUUAACUACACUUUGAAUACUGUUUGCGUUCCCGUCAUCUCUGCAUCCAAAAAAGCCUUAGAAACACACAGUGGCUGUCACAGGCACAAGGUCACAUUACAAAUGCUUGUAAGUCUCAACAUGUGAAAAGUAACAGUUGAAUUUCACUUGUGUCUCUUUUGCAGUUGGCAGGAUGGUUUAUGUCAAACCCAAAGUCAAGAAAGUGAAUUCACUCAUAUGUAUAAUGAGGAUUGAGCUCUUUUGCUCUGUAAGCUGCUAUGAUGCUUUGAGGGGUAAGCCUUUACGCACUUUGAAAGAUAUUUUGUAAGAGAAAGUGCAUGUUUGAAUUAUUCACAUUGCCACUGUUCGGAAUGUGUUAUUUAAUGUCAAAACAAGGUUUACUAUUAAAACUUUUCAUAAUGA